Helianthus annuus (common sunflower) is the source of this 1848-nucleotide messenger RNA. Its product is annotated as protein SHORT-ROOT. The transcript has a single exon. Gene Ontology annotation, biological process: negative regulation of mitotic cell cycle; leaf development; asymmetric cell division. The coding region runs from base 128 to 1633 and encodes 501 amino acids. Gene Ontology annotation, molecular function: sequence-specific DNA binding; DNA-binding transcription factor activity. Lineage: Eukaryota; Viridiplantae; Streptophyta; Magnoliopsida; Asterales; Asteraceae. The record is from RefSeq and is a predicted model, not a curated record. Gene Ontology annotation, cellular component: nucleus.
CUUAAUUACCCAAACAACAUAAACACCCUUUCAGAAAAUGUUCACUUAAAAACCUACAACCCAAUCUCACUCCACCUACAAAACCAUACAUUAGUACCUCGUAUGACAACACAUCUUUCCUUGUAUCAUGGAUACUAUGUUCACCCUUAAUCAAUGCCAUCAUCAAUCAUUCAACUCCACCAUAACAACUUCCGGCAGUAGUUCUAGAUCCUCCACCGAACAUCACACCACCCACCACCACCACCAACCACCACAACAAUGCUUCUUCAUGGAAGAAGACAAUCUCUCUUCUUCUUCAUCUAUACAUCCCUACUACUCACCUAACCAAUUUCCACCACAUGAUAAUAAUAAUAAUAAUAAUAAUAAUAAUAAUAAUAAUAAUAAUAAUAAUUUCCACCACCACUUAAUUUCUACUUCCCCUCCCCAACCAUCGAAAUCUCACGCGUUUUCGCAAAACGUGGUCAGGGAGUUCUCAAACUCCCUGUCUCCCAACUGCUGGAGUCACGAGCUGUUAUCUGAAGCAGCGCGUGCACUAGCUGACAACAACAGCUCGCGGCUCCAGCAACUGAUGUGGAUGCUCAACGAGCUAAGCUCUCCAUACGGAGACAUAGACUCAAAACUUUCAUUUUAUUUUCUUCAAGCGCUUUUCGCUCGCAUGACAGAGUCCGGUAACUCAACCUACCGGACUCUCUCAUCAGCUUCGGCGAAAACAUGCACUUUUGAGUCCACUAGAAACUUGCUUCUCAAGUUUCAAGAAGUCAGCCCGUGGACGACUUUCGGCCACGUGGCGUCCAACUCAGCCAUCAUGGAUGCAUUCAACGGAGAGACAAAACUACACAUAGUUGAUUUCAGCAACACAUACUGCACCCAAUGGCCAACUUUGCUAGAAGCCAUCGCCACCCGCACAGACGACACACCUCACCUCCGUUUAACCGUCGUAACCACCACUGGAAGCAACAACGGAACAGAAACAGUUAUGCAAGAAAUCGGAAACCGGAUGGAGAAAUUCGCAAGAUUAAUGGGCGUCCCGUUUAAGUUCCACGUAGUUCACCAUUCGGGUGAUCUAUCAUAUUUUAAUUUAAACCAACUCGAUACUAAAACCGAUGAGUGUAUUGCUAUAAACUUCAAUGGCACGUUACGGUCAGUUAGUUACGACCGUAGGGAUUAUUUAUUAUCCAUGUUUCGGAACAUAAACCCUAAAGUUUUAACAAUCGUUGAAGAAGAAGCUGACAUGGAUGUAGGACCUGACGGAGUUAAAUUUUUGAAAGGGUUUGAAGAGUGUUUGAGAUGGUUUAGGGUUUAUUUUGAGGCUUUGGACGAAAGUUUUCCGAAAACGAGUAACGAGAGGUUGAUGUUGGAGCGGGAGGCGGGUCGGGCGGUGAUGGAUGUAGUGGGACGGCGGCCGGAAUGUUCGGUAGAAAGGCGGGAGACGGCGGAGAGGUGGUGGAGGAGGAUGAGGGGAAGUGGGUUUGAUGGGGUUGUGAUUAGUGAAGAAGGGUGUGAUGAUGUGAGGGCGUUGUUGAGGAGGUAUAAGGAAGGGUGGUCGGUGUUGCAGCCGGAAAUGAGUGCCGGAAUUUUCUUGAUGAGGAAGGAGACACCGGUGGUGUGGGCUAGUGCAUGGAAGCCUGUAUGAUUGUUGUGAUUGUGACUUUUAGAAGAAAAAUGAAAAGGGGAAGGGGAGUAGGUGGCACGUGCAUGGGAUUAUGAGAUGAAGUUAAGGGUUUGAUUUGUUGAUUUAAUCUUGUUUAGCAAAUGGUAAUAUUUUUCUUUUUCUAUUUUGAUGUCGAUUAGUUGAAAAUUUUGUGGCAAACUUCAUUUAAAACAUGAAUUAAGGUAUUCUUUAUAAAA